AUGAAGAUCAAGAGAAAAUUUUGCAGAGUGCCAAAAGUUUUGAACAUAAGCGAGAAAAGCAGGCACAGUGAAAAAGAUGUGAGCGUGAUAGAAAAUGAUGAGCCAAAAUUUGAUGAGUACUUCAGGAUUAAUCAUAAUUUGGCACCGCCCUACAAUAUAUUGAUGGAUACCAAUUUUAUUUUGCACAGUGUUCGGAAAAGAAUGGACAUCGAGACCGAGCUAAUGAGGGUUUUGUUCAGUAACGUGAAAAUUUGCGUGCCAGAGUGUGUUUUUGCCGAGAUAGAAAAGAUGGGACUGAAGUACAGAGUAGCACUCAUGGCAGCACGGAAGCUGAAACACCAAGUGCUUAUUUGUGACCAUAAGGGCACGUACGCAGAUGACUGUAUCAUGGACAGAAUCACGCCCAAUAGGUGUUAUAUCGUUGCAACAUGCGAUGCGGAUCUGAAGAGAAGGAUUAGGCGAAUACCUGGUGUACCAAUAUUAUACAUAAAUGCUAGAAAAUAUGCGGUAGAGAGUUUGCCUAACGUUUAAUACCGUUCAGAAGUACUGAGUAGUUGGUCUUGGGUGGUAUUGCUUUGAUUUGAGUGUGAUUAGUUAGAUAAAAACAACUGGUAGAUACCAACGGCUUUAUGUUUGGUGGUACUGCUUUGAUUUUCAGUAG
Vavraia culicis subsp. floridensis is the source of this 661-nucleotide messenger RNA. RefSeq lists its product as uncharacterized. Bases 1 to 531 code for a protein of 176 amino acids. The record is from RefSeq and is a predicted model, not a curated record. The transcript has a single exon. Gene Ontology annotation, cellular component: small-subunit processome; nucleolus. Lineage: Eukaryota; Fungi; Microsporidia; Pleistophoridae.